CGUAUGUGUGGAUUCUGUGGAAAAUCUGUGUUUUAAAGUGAAGUAAGCAAAACCCAGGUAGAAGAUAACCUUAGAUACCCAGGGUUUCCAUUUCUAUCUCUUAUCUUUUUCUUUUUCUCUAUCUCUCUUAAUACUACUCCACAGUCUAUUCUUGGUGCUGAACAACAAGGGAAGAGAGAGAGAGAGAGAGAGAGAUAGCCCAGAAAAAGAGAGAGAGAGAAUGGGGAGAGGAAGAGUGGAGCUGAAGAGGAUAGAGAACAAAAUUAACAGGCAGGUGACAUUUGCUAAGAGAAGGAAUGGUCUUCUCAAGAAAGCUUAUGAGCUCUCUGUUCUCUGUGACGCUGAGGUUGCUCUCAUCGUUUUCUCUAGCCGUGGCAAACUCUAUGAGUUCUGCAGCGGCCCUAGCAUGGCGAAAACACUUGAGAAGUACCAAAAGUGCAGCUAUGGUGCAUUGGAAGCCAGCCAACCUGUCUAUGAACUCACUCAGCAGAGCAGCUAUCAGGAGUAUUUGAAGCUAAAGACAAGAGUGGAGGUCCUACAGCGAUCUCAGAGACACCUUCUUGGGGAAGACUUGGACCCGUUAAACACAAAGGAGCUUGAGCAGCUUGAGCAUCAACUCGAGAUGUCCCUGAAGCAAAUUAGGUCCACAAAGUUUGCAGUAUUCGGGGAUAUUCUGACCGUUGUGUAUGGUUUUCAGACUCAAAAUAUGCUUGAUCAACUAGCAGAUCUUCAAAAUAAGGAACAUAUGCUAAUUGAAGCUAACAAUGCCCUGAGAAGGAAGCUGGAAGAAUCUAAUGGAAAACAUCCCCUUCAACAGUCAUGGGAAGUGGCAGGAAACAGUGCUCUCUACAGCCGCCUUCCUGCUCAAUCAGAGGGGUUUUUCCAGCCUCUGGAACGCAAUUCCACAUUGGAAAUGGGAUACAAUGCUGCAGGAUCCAAUGAGAUAACUCUUGCGGCCCCAUCCCAAAAUGACAAUGGAUUUGGCCCCGGAUGGAUGCUUUGGAUAUAAUCCAGUGGGAGAUUGAUGGGAUUUUCUCACGAAAUGCCUUUCAGCUUCUUUUUAAUUUUUCGGAUAUCGAUAUAUCUGUCUACUGCAACUUGUAAUUAUCAUCCAAGACAAUAAGUAUCUAUCAGUUGUAAUGGCAUAAAGGACAACACGCAGUUGCUUUCCAAACCUUGUAGCCAUGACACCCCCUGUGGCAUGAGACUGUUUGAAUUGUAAGCUUGUGGAUUUUGUGAGUAUCUUAGGCUUCUUUUGGUUGGCAUUUGAAAGGGAAAUUUUACUUCAUCUUUUGCUCUCCCUGGCAAAAAAGUGUGUAUCCUUUUCCCCGGGAUUGUAGACCCAGAAUCUGUGAAAUGGACUCAACAACUAAAAUGACGCCCUGCCUAAUAACUUUGUGUCACUUUGUGUAUGAUGUGUUCAUUUAUCUUGA
Molecule: messenger RNA, 1433 nt
Organism: Vitis riparia (riverbank grape)
Lineage: Eukaryota; Viridiplantae; Streptophyta; Magnoliopsida; Vitales; Vitaceae
Product: agamous-like MADS-box protein MADS2
Exons: 8
Coding region: 221-1009 (262 amino acids)
Biological process (GO): positive regulation of transcription by RNA polymerase II
Cellular component (GO): nucleus
Molecular function (GO): DNA-binding transcription factor activity, RNA polymerase II-specific; RNA polymerase II cis-regulatory region sequence-specific DNA binding; protein dimerization activity
Source: RefSeq, a predicted model, not a curated record